AUGGCCGGAUCUGGACCGAUGGUUUCGUUUUCGCGCGCUUCCACCUUUCGACGCUUCAUUCAGAUGCGAGCAGACAGCACAGCGCCACCCGCGCCGAACACCGACGUCUUGUUCAACACGAGGCAAGUAACGGUCGCACCCUGCACUGCACCGACGCUGUCCUGGCAACUGUAUGCGAUUCGUUUGUCCCUCGUAGGAAUUCCUUUACUGUCGUGCGUCGGCCUAUCGUCGCUUGUGCACACACAUCCGCCGUGCAUUGGGCUCCUCUCGACGGCUUCGCCUGUGGGCAUGUCAGAGGAGCCCAAUGCGCGUUAA
Molecule: messenger RNA, 315 nt
Organism: Aphanomyces astaci
Lineage: Eukaryota; Oomycota; Saprolegniomycetes; Saprolegniales; Verrucalvaceae
Exons: 1
Coding region: 1-315 (104 amino acids)
Source: RefSeq, a predicted model, not a curated record